AUGCCAUUCGAAAGAUUUCAAUAUGAUUUGGAGAGAUUCUUGCCAGUUGUGGAGCAGGAGGUGGAGUUCGCUGAGUUGUCGAGUUUGACUGAUGAUCAAGCUUACGAGCAGAUCAAAACUUUCUUCCCGACGCUGCAAUUGAGGAUUCAACAGUUGAGAAAUACCGGAAUAAUUGCCGACACGAACCGAAUCAAGCACAAAGAGGGUGCAACUCAAAUGUGUGGUCAGGGACAUAACUUCGCCUAUCUUUUAGUAGAUCACAAGUUAAGAAAUAUCAAUAUAGUGCUCAACAGAAAGAGAAUCUCUGCAGAGAACAACUUGAAAAUGCUAAGAGAAAUCCGAGAUGCUUUGAUCAAGUGGGGACAAUCAUCGAAGUUCCCAUGCCAGAGAGCUCAUGCUUACAAGAAGGGAUAG
This is a messenger RNA of Caenorhabditis remanei, 414 nucleotides long. RefSeq lists its product as uncharacterized. The record is from RefSeq and is a predicted model, not a curated record. NCBI's taxonomy places the organism in Eukaryota, Metazoa, Nematoda, Chromadorea, Rhabditida, Rhabditidae. The transcript has 4 exons. Bases 1 to 414 code for a protein of 137 amino acids.